Messenger RNA from Rhizophagus irregularis DAOM 181602=DAOM 197198, 260 nucleotides. The record is from RefSeq and is a predicted model, not a curated record. NCBI's taxonomy places the organism in Eukaryota, Fungi, Glomeromycota, Glomeromycetes, Glomerales, Glomeraceae.
UUUUUUUUUUUUUACGUAUUGUCGUACUUUAUGUGUAGUAUGUUCGUUGUAUGUGCGUCGUAUGUGCGUCGUAUGUGCGUUGUAUGUGUGUACAUUUUUAAUGAUCACGAGGUGUUACUUUUCAAAUCCCUGCAUGAAAAAUAAAUCAGUACGUAACGCGUGUUUGUUUAUAUGCAUUAACCUUGUUUGUAAAAGUGUCGUGUCACGAAAAUCAUGCAUGUGAUUUUAACUCUUUUAACUAAUCAACUAAGAGGACAGGG